AAUUCAGACACUCAAGAGAAAAAGAUAGCGAAACCCUAGAAGUCGAAGCCAAAUUCGAGAAGACGAAGGACUCCUCGUAAAAAAAAAGAAUCUCCAAUGGCUUCUCGUAUCCAAUCCCCAGUUUUCAACCCUAACCCUUUCCCUCUAGGAUCCAAUGACGAUGACCUCGAGCGCGCCCAAGCACGUGCCGCGCGUGCCGCCUCCAUUCGCCGUAGGUCCGUCGCCUUCUCUCCUCCGCCUCCCACAAAUCGCAGUCGCCAACAGGAUCAUCCAUUCUUGGCUAGCGAUCAGAUCAUGGAUCUCUUUCAGAAUUGUAUCAAGCUCGCCAGUGAAAACAAAAUCAACCAGAAGAACACGUGGGAGCUCGGGCUGAUUGAUCAUCUUAGUGAGAUUGUUAGGGUUAGAGAUGAUACUGAAGAUAAUGAAACCAAUUUCCAAAAGGCUAGUUGCACUUUGGAAGCUGGAGUGAAGAUUUACUCGCUGAGAGUGGAUUCUGUGCAUUCUGAGGCCUAUAAGGUUCUUGGAGGGAUCAAUAGGGCCGGGCGUGAAGAAGAUGGAGAAAACGCCGGAGAUGGUGAACAUAGUCAGAAUGAUCAAACGGAAGGACUUGCAAAGAAAGAUCUGGACAGGAAGUUGUCACCUUUAACAACUUUGGAAUCUUCUUAUGAAGCCCUCAACAUAAAGAAGUUUGAUGUGGCAUUCACUGUUGAUCCUCUUUACCAUCAAACAUCGGCUCAGUUUGAUGAAGGGGGAGCCAAGGGUCUUUUGUUAAACAACCUUGGAGUUUAUGGCAGUUGUCGCGUGAUUUUUGAUUCAUUUGAGUCACCAGAGAAGGAUAUUUUAACUGAACCGCAGAACCAUGAUGCUGAUGUAAUUGAUCUUACAUUUGCUAAAGAAAUCAUUGAGCAGAUGAUAAGUUAUUUGCCCACAAAAAGUGACAUUUCUCCAACUUUGAGGGAUAUCGUGAGUCAGUUUGAUGAAGAUAAUUGUAGGCCAUCAGCUGUGGUUACUGUAGAAGAACCUCCUUUGGUUCAAGACGACACAGAUGAUUAUGACCAUCCUGAAGUUGAAGGCAAUUUUGAUGAUUGUGGGGCUUGGAGUAUUGAUCACAAUGAGCAUGCAAGUUUUAGUGACAAUGAAUCUAGCAACUGCUUCAUCAGUACAGAUGCAAAUUUUACUAGCCAUGAAGAUGAGAAUAGUGAAUAUACAAUCCAGGGUCCUAAUAUGAACCAGAAACUUGAGAAAAUUGCUGAUUUCCUUUGUUUGGGGUUGGGAUUUACUUCAAAAUCAAAUGCUUGGGCGGGUCCUGAUCAUUGGAAGUACCAGAAGGUCAAAGCUUUAGAACAAAUUCCAUUCACAGAUAAUGGAUCAGAAUUAGCAAGUAAGAAGCCAAAGAUAAAAAAGGGAGUGGCUGAUCUCGAUUUCACAAAAUCUCUGGACAUUGCGAUGCUGAAUAUUUUUGCACCCCCCAAAAAUCCAAAGUCUCUGCUGCUACCAGUGAACCGAGCACCCUGCAAUAUUACUCUCCCAGAAGAUUGCCACUACAAACCUGAAAAUCUUGUCAAGCUGCUUUUGCUUCCAGAUGUUAUGUGUCUUGGGAAAAAAGCAAGAAGGUGUUCUGAUGAGUCACGGCAGGAUGAUGGCUUCAUUCCAUUUGCGUCAUAUGACGAUGACAAUAUGGGAAAUGACGACUUUCCGACAUAUAAUAGUGACAUCGAAGAUCCAGGAACUCUUGUUCGCCCACCACGGCAGGUAAACAAAGUCGACAUACAAUAUGACAAAGUAUCCAAACAAGUUGAUGUUCAUGCGUUAAAAGAUAUGCUUUGGAGCAACAUACGAGAAUCAGUUCAGAUGUCGGAUGUGGGAAACAAGGCGGCCGUAUCUUUAAAGCAAAUUUUGCGUCAAUUUUCAAGUGAGUCAUGUCCUGCUGCCUCUCUGCCCAAGGAUAUUUCCCCACAUCUUUUCUUCAUCUGUCUCUUGCACUUGGCAAAUGAGCACUGCUUGAGCCUUCAUGACCAUCCAACGUUAGAUGAACUUGACAUUCGCAUCCCUUCUUCAGCAUUUGUGUAGUAACAACCAUUCCAGUCAUUUACAAUUCUUUUUCCGCAGCAGCUGCUCAUGUUUGUUAGCACAGUCUGCAGUGUACCUCUUGUAACUUAUUGUAUCACUAUUACAGGUGAAAAAUGCACGUAACAAGAAAAAGAUGUUUUUGGGUGUAUAAUGUGUAGCAUGUUCUUUUACUGUGAGUUUGAGGUUGAUGGU
Asparagus officinalis (garden asparagus) is the source of this 2262-nucleotide messenger RNA. RefSeq names its product condensin complex subunit 2-like. The coding region runs from base 97 to 2070 and encodes 657 amino acids. Gene Ontology annotation, molecular function: chromatin binding. NCBI's taxonomy places the organism in Eukaryota, Viridiplantae, Streptophyta, Magnoliopsida, Asparagales, Asparagaceae. Gene Ontology annotation, biological process: mitotic chromosome condensation. The transcript is spliced from 13 exons. The record is from RefSeq and is a predicted model, not a curated record. Gene Ontology annotation, cellular component: condensin complex.